AUGCGGCGGAGCACCCCCGGGGAGUCCCGAGGAGUAACAAGCCCUGGGGGUUACCAGCGGUGGUGCCGCCCCGCCCGGGGCGCGCUGUCAAUGCCACCACCCGCUCGUCGGGACGGCGUGGCCGUCCCUGGGAGCCCGGGGCGGGAGCGCAGCGAGAGCCUGGCCAGCUGGAGCCGGUGGCUGGAAAAUUGUCAUCGCCUGGGAGGCGCGGGAGCCCCGGGAGAGGCAAGCCGCCUCUCCUCCCUUCGAGAACGACCUUCUUUUCUGUUCUGGAAGAACCCAGCCUCUCUCCCCAACACCCUGGCUGUCAGCUGCUCACCAAGGCUGUGCCCCCUGUCCUUUGGCGAAGGUGUGGAGUUUGACCCCCUACCACCAACGGAAGUCAGGUACACUUCCUCAGUCAAGUAUGACUCAGAGCGACACUUCAUUGAUGAUGUGCAGCUGCCACUGGGCCUGGCAGUGGCCUCCUGCAGCCAGACAGUCACCUGCAUCCCCAAUUGCACAUGGCGCAACUACAAGGCUGAGGUGCGCUUUGAGCCCCGCCACAAGCCCACACGCUUCCUCAGCACCACCAUUGUCUACCCGAAGUACCCCAAGACCGUCUACACCACCACCCUGGAUUACAACUGCCACAAGAAGCUGAGGAGAUUCCUGUCCAGCGUGGAGCUGGAGGCCACAGAGUUCCUGGGCAGCGAUUGCCUCUCGGAUGAAUGCUGACUCAGAAGGAUGGCUUGGGGUUGAGCCAGCUUCUCCGCUGCCUUGGUCCCCAGACCACCCUGGGCAAGUUGGGCGAUGUUGCCCUUGCAUAUCAUUCCAGCCCCAGAGUCGGACCUGGGGAUACCUCUAAGCCCAGCCUGGGGGAAAAAAAAAUCACUGCAUCUUGCAAUUAUUGAGAUACUUGGUUUUGUUUUUUUUUAAUUUUCAAAUUAUCUUUAAAAGGAAUAUAUUUCCUGGUUUGCUGCUUUAAAAGGAGUAUAUUUCCAGAGUUUUCCGAAAGUCUCGAUUUGAUGAGGAAAAAAAAAAAAAAAAAACGAGAGCAAAAGAAAAUGGCAAGAGUUUGAACCAGGGAGGUUGGAGGACUGCUCUUCCUCCACUGUCAGUGUGUCUGAAAAAAGAGCUUGGAAAAGUCCCUGGGAUGGAAAAAGUGAGCUUUAAGACCUUCCAGCCAUAGGUGUCUUCCCUGCUACUAAAGUGUAGCUGUUUCAGUAGGUCGUGGUGCCCAUAUGUGUUCAAUCUGGGGAGAGCUGAGUUUCAUUCCAUUCUUUAUUUCCACUUCCAUUUUUAUUUCCUGUUAACCCAAACUUUUGGAAUUCUCUCCAUCUUUUUUUUUAAUGAUAUGGAAAAACCCCAAACCAAAAUAAGAGAUGCCUUAAAAAUAAAACCCACUUCUCUGCCUUCUCUCCUGUUUCAGAAGGUCAGGUGGAAAGAUGGCCCAGUUUGGGGGCAGUGGUUUCCGUCGGUUCCCUGCAGGUGGGUUGCGGGCACAGGCUCUGGCGACAUCCUUGCACACUUGGCAUCUGGUUCACAUCUUGUGUAACUCUCCGGAUAGGUACUGUGGGGUUUCAAAACGACUUUCCCGUUUUUUCAUAAAGGAAAAUAUAGCAGAGGGCUCUUCUGAGAGAGAUGGCAUUUUAAAAGAAUGCUUUGGAAAACAUUUUGGGGACUCCAGGAGGGAGGUUUCCACUCAGGACUGACAUGCCUAAGACCCACUGCCACCAGGAAGAGACAGAUGUAGAUGUUUCUGGUGAUCCAGUUCAUCAUGACUAUCUCAAUGGACUCAAGCUGAGGACUUUGGUGGUGUCAAAGUCGCAGAGAAAGUGGGUCUAAUGAAAAAAAAAAAACAAGGAAUCUUGCUUAACAUCCUCUGAGGUUAUGCUUUGGUGGAUUUAGUGUAAGGAAUCAUGUCACAACUCUGACUUUACUGCCCGGCUACUGUAGCCAAAGUGGACAUUUCUUUCCUGCCACUGUAUAAAGGGAAGUGACUACCGUGGGGUUAAGUGUGAACUGAAGAUGUUCCAAAGGCAACCUCAAGAGCUCAGCGGAGCCGCUGCAGCAGGGAUGGUGCUGGGUGGGGCAGAGGUGGCACCAGGCUGCCCUUCCUCACUGGGCUCUCACCACCACCCCACCACUCCCAGCUCCAGCCCCAGCCCCAGAUUCUUAGAAUCUCCUGCCAGUCUCUGCAGGGCUGGAUUGUAGAAAGUGGCAGAUGGACUUUCUUCCCCUAAUAUUGGAAAAAACAAACCAUACAUAUUUCCUUUGAAUACAUCCAAAUUAUGUCAAGUGCCCCAGGGUUACAGCGCUCUGUGGUUUCUGCCUCCUACUGUAUCUCCAGGUUUUUAUAAAUGGCAUCCUUGUGUCCUAAAAGCAAAAAUUGAGAACUCUCUGGGAACCCUGGAGCCCCAGCAGGGAGUUUUGUUAUGAUGAAAGCAGGUGCCAUGAUAAUUGCUCUCAUUUAAAGGACAGGAGCCCUCUUGGAGCCAUUGCAUCUGGCGUCCUCUGCAGAGACAAUGUCUGGUCUCUUAUGCUCCUAACAAAUGGGACACAACCCCAGAUGGAACUUCAGUCAGCUUCAUGGUCCCAAGUUUGCCAGGGAGCACCCCAGCUGGGAUCCAGUGAGGAGUGUCACUCUGGGACCCCAUGGUCUCUUCCACUGUGUACAGAGCAACAAAUUACCACCUGCCUUGGAAGAGCAAAUUCCACCAAUUUAUUGGUAAAAAUGGAUUUUCUAUUUGAUUUCUUAGUGUUGAUAAAUAGUAAGUGUGAUUUUUGAAUUAUGCUAGGAAAAUUCCCAGAGCUUUGGGAGACACUUGGAUGAGCUCUGAGGAACGCUGUGGGCAGGGCGACAGGGGACAGAAUGUAGAAGAAUGUGGCCUCUGAGGUUUUUUGAGGGGUGCCCUCCUGAGAUUUUUUUUUUCAUCUUAGGGGAUCGUGUGGAGUUCAGGCAAGUCACUCUAGGUGUGGAAAGAACCUGAACCUUACCAGUCAAGUAAGUCGAAGUGAGCGAUGGUGGACGUGUAAGGCGCGUGGGCAGGCGGGGUUUAUUUUGUUAAGUUAUUCACUAGGGAACCAGCUGGGGUUCUUUCUAAACCCUUUUCUCCCCCUUCCAAACCUGCUUUGCUGACUGUUGCAGAAACGGAAGCAUAAGGAGACACCCUGGAACUCUCCUGUGCAGAUGAAAUGCCACCAGCCCGUGGUGGAGUCAUGUUAGUUUUCAGGGCGGAAGUGGUGAUUUUUAAACUCAGUGAUUAAAAGCAAACAUUCCUAAGUGUGCCUGAGAGAUACCGUUUGUUAAUUAAAAAAGCUUUUCGCUCAGUCUCCUAAAUUAGGGCUUUCAUGUAAUAGGAUGAUUUGUAUUUUCAGAGGAAACUAGUUUUGCUUUCAAAGUACAGACUUUUAGAAAGACUGAACUUGAACAAGUAUCUUCCCACUUGACAUUUUUCCUAUUUCUAACCUUAGGAAAUCCAGAACAGUGUUGAACAAAACUGUGUUUUAGAUUUAUGUCACCUCUGUCCCGUUCCAUUUUGCUUUGUGAUUUCUCCAUUCAACAAUAAAUUAUCUAAAAAAUAAAA
Ictidomys tridecemlineatus (thirteen-lined ground squirrel) is the source of this 3569-nucleotide messenger RNA. The record is from RefSeq and is a predicted model, not a curated record. Lineage: Eukaryota; Metazoa; Chordata; Mammalia; Rodentia; Sciuridae.